UCUCAAAGAUGUAUGGAGGAUAACGAUGCGUUCCUCUGGGAAAUUAACCAGGACCGACCGAAGGAAUAUGCUGUUUCCAUGUAUGACGCAUUUGGAAAGAUGGGUAGCAAUGUUAAAGGAGGUAAUGUCAACCGGCCUGGCUUGCUGCAGCUGUGUCGCUCUGCCCAUGCUCCUACCUUCUCUGGACAGUACUGCCAGGUGUUCCUUAGACAGGGAACAGUCCAGUACUUUGUGGGUGUUUGUGUUCCUGACUCCUGUGAAGAAGAGGAGGUGCAAAUGCUGGUGCUGUACGGGAGACUACAGUUUAGUCAGACGUCCCUCAUUCCCCCUUUACCUCCCAUCCUGGUCAAUCAGUCCACUCAGGAGAUGAUCAUGACUCACUGUUUGUCUGACACCAUUGCCCCUGAUGCAUCAGAUGUCACCUGCCUGUUUGUGUGUUGUGUAAUGGUAGCAAUUCCUCUUGCGGCUACCCUGUUUACAGCUAUGAUGAGAUGGCAACAGAAAAAAGAGGUCAAACCAACAGUAGAGUCAUUCUGUUUAAACACUGGCCUCAACCUUUAUGGGACCCUGAAGACCAACGGCUCCUCCAGCGAAAUUAAUAGUAGCACUUUAGAGGAAAAUGGUAAGCACACGACACUGUGCUUUUCUCGAAGCUGUGUGUACCGGUACCUGCAGGUGUUCUCUCUACAAACUACCACCCAGGGCAUCUUUAGCACCUCCUCAUCCAUCCCAGGAGGAGGCUACUCCUGCCUGAAUGGCAUCCGUGUUCUCAGCCUGCUGUGGAUCAUAUGUGGACACUCUGCACAGUUCCCUGUAAUAAACAACCUCGAUAACUACAAAAACUGGAAGAACACAGUUGAAAGCAGCCCUCUGUAUGUGCUUACCAUCAGCGGACCUGUGUUUCUGGCUGUAGACACCUUUUUACUGCUCGGGGGUCUGCUUAGUGCAAGGUCUCUGCUGGGCUCCAUCAACAGAGCUGAAGACAACCUGAGCACCAGUUUGGUGGCCAACUACCUCUUCAAGAGGAUUAAAAGGAUUCAACCACUGCAUAUGUUUAUUAUGAGUCUAACCAUUGGCCUUAUCUCUCUGGUCCAGUGGGGACCCUACUGGUUCCCAUUUAUAGAUACAGUGAUGGAUUGUAAGACUUACUGGUGGGCUAACUUACUAUUGAUAGGCAAUCUCCUCCCAGUCCACGAGAUAUGUAUUCCUUGGACUUGGUACCUAUCUCUGGACUUCCAGUGUUAUGCCACCACUCCUUUGUUGGUCUAUUUUUACAGACUAAACAGAGGUGUGUUUGCAGUUGUUUCUGGAGGUCUUCUGCUGAUGACCACUGUGACCAGUGCUGUUAUAACUGCACUUCUACAGCUGCCAGUCUUUCAACCGUCUACACUGAAAUCUGAGAAUUAUGUCUUAUAUUACUAUGUGAAACCCUACACAAGAUAUGGGCCAUUUUUAAUAGGUGUCUUGACUGGAAUAUACUUGACAACAAAGAAGCAUCAGCUGUUAAAGCAAAAGUGGCAGGCAAUACUUGGUUGGUUCUGCUGUUUGUCACUCAUGGCUGUGUUGGUUGGAUUGGCAUACAUCCUGAGGGAAACCCCAGCCUACCCAUCUGUGCCUCAUGCCCUCUACCAGGGACUGCACAGACAGCUCUGGGCUCUGGCUGUUACCUGGAUCAUACUGGCUUGUGAGGAGGGUUACGGAGGUUUUAUCAAGAGCCUGUUGUCAUUGGGUUUCUGGGUUCCUCUUUCCAACAUCAGUUUUGCCUGCUAUCUGACACAUCCUGUCUUCAUCAUCCUCUACAUUGGCUUGCAAGAGACCCCACUCCACUACACAGACAUCAACUUUAUGUACUUGUUCCUUGGCCACCUGGUGCUUACGCUGGUGAUCAGCUAUGUGUUAACUGUGCUGGUGGAGAAGCCCUACCUCCUCCUAAAAUGGACUAGUACAUAG
This is a messenger RNA of Micropterus dolomieu (smallmouth bass), 1950 nucleotides long. RefSeq names its product O-acyltransferase like (gene oacyl). The coding region runs from base 13 to 1950 and encodes 645 amino acids. Gene Ontology annotation, molecular function: acyltransferase activity, transferring groups other than amino-acyl groups. The transcript is spliced from 15 exons. The record is from RefSeq and is a predicted model, not a curated record. Lineage: Eukaryota; Metazoa; Chordata; Actinopteri; Centrarchiformes; Centrarchidae.